Molecule: messenger RNA, 936 nt
Organism: Lactuca sativa (garden lettuce)
Lineage: Eukaryota; Viridiplantae; Streptophyta; Magnoliopsida; Asterales; Asteraceae
Product: protein IQ-DOMAIN 10
Molecular function (GO): protein binding
Source: RefSeq, a predicted model, not a curated record
AUAGGCAAGGAAAACGCUACGUUAUCUACAAGGGAUCUCGAGAUGUAAGGAUAAACUUACCUUUAGACAAGCUUCUACUGCUCUUGAAAGAUUGCAUUUUUGGAGCAAAAUCCAGGCGGAAAUCAAUAGUCGUCGCAUGUGCAUGGUCAAAGAAAGCCGAGUAAAGCAGUUGAAACUUGAAGAUCGGUUGAAAGUUGAGGCCAAGCUUCAUGAACUUGAGAUGAAAUGGUGUGAUGGGCCUAAGACAAUGGUGGAAACCACAUUCAGGAGGAUACAACAAAGAGAGGAAGCAAAUAACAAACGUGAACGAGCAUUAGCAUAUGCAUUUUCUCAUCAAUGGAGGGCUAAUUCAAGUCGAUAUUUUGGCCAAGCUUAUUAUGAUCUAAGCAAAGAAAAUUGGGGUUGGAAAUGGACUGAACGAUGGAUUGCGGUAUAUCGAUUAGAGGCUCAUGUUGUUGUUCGGCCCAUUGUUUCACUAAAGACCAGACAACCGAAGAAACCAUGUGAAAGAACAAAGAUAGAGGUUGGAAAUGAAAAAUCAGAUAAUUAAUAAGUUAUUGCGUAUGAAAGAGAUCGCAUGUUUGGUGUUUUCAUGACAUGUCCCUUUCGGUAGUACAUAGUGAAUGGGUGUGAAUUAUUUAUGCUUUUUGAUUUAUUUGUUUAUAUUUUAUUGUAAGUAAUUUUAAUUUUUUUUUUGGAACCAAAAGUAAUUUUAAUUGAUUUUGGAAGGUUUCUAUGACAUUCUUCAGUUUUGUAAAUGAUAUUCUAAACUUUAAAAGCAUCUUUAUUGGAAGUAUCUUUUUUGUAUGAAUAAUUAAUAGAGUUGCUAUUUUCUUUUUGUUUUUUUCAUUGAUAAAUCUAUUGAAUGCUUAUUUUACUUUUAAGUUUUGUACAUAUAAAUCCUUUUAAUUCAAAAAUAGCUCAUUUCGCAUCCUU